AUAGGAGCGACUACAGAGGGUAAUCCAAUCAUCCUGACAGAGCUAAUGCCAACCAGCCUAAGAAAGGAAUUAGAGAGUGGAGGAGUGGCCUAUCCAGCCAUACUGAGCAUCAGUUUAGAUGUAGCCUGUGCUCUCAAUUACCUUCAUCUCUUCAAGCCUCAUCCUAUACUACAUAGAGAUGUCAGCAGUGCUAAUGUACUCCUUCAACCAGUAGGAGUUGGUUGGAGGGCUAAAGUAUCAGAUUAUGGUACAGUUAGUCUCCAGCCACUUACCAGUACAUGCUCUCCUGGUAAUCCUGUCUAUUCAGCACCUGAAGCAGGGAAUCCAAGGGAACAUUCUCCUGCAAUGGAUGUCUUCAGUUAUGGUGUCCUCCUUAUAGAGAUGGUCGUUUGCCAGUUUCCAGACGUAGGAAAGAGAGUGGCUCAGAUUAAAGCUAUCAAGAGGCCGACAUUGAAGAAUCUCAUUGAACGUUGUCUGAUAGAGAUCUACAAAGAUCGUCCAACAAUGUCUGACAUUAUAAAAGAAAUAAAAGAAAAACUUGAGUGAAGUAGUGAAUUAGUUUUGCACUAAUUAAUUAUUAGUUUAAUUUAGUUUUGUGUGAUAUUUUGACUACUCUAUUGU
This is a messenger RNA of Amphimedon queenslandica, 621 nucleotides long. Its product is annotated as calmodulin-binding receptor-like cytoplasmic kinase 2. The coding region runs from base 46 to 546 and encodes 166 amino acids. The transcript is spliced from 2 exons. Gene Ontology annotation, molecular function: protein kinase activity; ATP binding. The record is from RefSeq and is a predicted model, not a curated record. Gene Ontology annotation, biological process: necroptotic signaling pathway; protein phosphorylation. Lineage: Eukaryota; Metazoa; Porifera; Demospongiae; Haplosclerida; Niphatidae.